AUGGGUGCCGAUAUAUUUGCCUGCCGUGGGUUGAGAAAACGGGACAACAAACGUCUACCUCGUAUGUGGCAUGAUGGGCCGGGUGAGGCAUGGGUCACCUUCGCGUCAAACUGGCGCGCGGCGCAUGAACAAGAGCGCCUCAAUGGGGUGCUGGUUGCGAGAACUCGCCUCAUUGACGUUAUAGAUAACCGGACGCAAAGGUCCUUGGCCUUCGAAGACCUUGAAAGGCCCAACGUCACUGGUCUCUCAGUGCAGUCUAGUCGAGAUCAGCCGUCAAGGUGA
This is a messenger RNA of Purpureocillium lilacinum, 282 nucleotides long. NCBI's taxonomy places the organism in Eukaryota, Fungi, Ascomycota, Sordariomycetes, Hypocreales, Ophiocordycipitaceae. The record is from RefSeq and is a predicted model, not a curated record.